This is a messenger RNA of Micromonas commoda, 1398 nucleotides long. RefSeq names its product U1 small nuclear ribonucleoprotein (gene snRNP). The transcript has a single exon. The coding region runs from base 1 to 1398 and encodes 465 amino acids. The record is from RefSeq and is a predicted model, not a curated record. Gene Ontology annotation, molecular function: mRNA binding; U1 snRNA binding. NCBI's taxonomy places the organism in Eukaryota, Viridiplantae, Chlorophyta, Mamiellophyceae, Mamiellales, Mamiellaceae. Gene Ontology annotation, cellular component: U1 snRNP; precatalytic spliceosome; U2-type prespliceosome. Gene Ontology annotation, biological process: mRNA splicing, via spliceosome.
AUGUUGAAGCCCGCGCCCCAAUCUCUGCGUGAGCUCCCUCGGGCUCCGCCCGGGAGCCUCCCACCGCCGCCCGGCGGCUUCGGCCUGCCCCCGCCGCCGGGGUUCCCGGGGUUCCGGCCCGGGUUUCCGCCGAUGAUGCCGGGGAUGAUGCGCCCGCCAAUAAUGCACGGCAUGAGGCCCGCGCCCAACGCGUCGGUGCACCAGACGGGCCUGACGCCCUCGCUGCUUCGGCUGUUCGUCGCGAGACCUCCCGUGGAAUAUCAUCCGCCCCCCGCCAAGCCAAAGAAGACCCAGCCCUACACCGGCAUCGCGGACUACGUCAAGCUCUUCACCGAUCCCGAGGAAGAUCCUCCGCCGCCCCCGGCCGAGCCGAAGGAGACCAAGGCGGAGAAGAAGACCAGGAGGGCCGCCGAGAAGGCCAAGGAGAACGACGCGAGGAUCGAGGAGGACAUCACGAGCUGGAACCCGAAGGAGGAUCCGAAGCUCGCGGACUCGGACCCGUACAAGACCCUCUUCGUCGGCAGGCUGAGCUACGACGUCGACGAGGCUGCGCUCAGGCGCGAGUUCGAGAGAUUUGGGGCGGUCAAGUCCGUGACCGUCGUGGAGGACCAGGACGGAAAGCCUAGGGGGUACGCCUUCGUCGAGUUCGACAGGGAGAGCGACAUGAAGCACGCGUACAGGUCGGCGGAUGGGCUGAGGCUCGAGGGCAGGAGGAUCCUGGUGGACGCCGAGCGCGGGCGCACCGUGCCCGACUGGAGGCCCAGGCGGUUCAACGGCGGGCUCGGCGGGACCCGACGCGGGGGUAAGACCGAGAACAGCCUCGUCGCCGGUCGCGAUCAGGCGUACCACAACCGGGCGGCCCAGGAGGCUGGCGGCGGCGGCGGCGGCGGGUACGCGGGUCACGGAUACGGCGGGGGUCCCCAGCAGCAGGGUCACGGACACGGCCAAUUCGGCGACGACCGGCGCGACUCGCGGCGUGGCAGCUCCCGCGACUCGCGCCGCGACGAUCGGGAUCGCGGCAGGGACCGUAACUCGAGCAGGUACGAUCGCCGCGACGACAGGAGCAGGGACCGAAGGGACGACAGGCGCGACGGGGAUCGCGGCCGGGACCGGUACGACGACAGGGAUCGACGCGACAGGGACAGGGACAGGGAUCGACGCGACAGGGACAGGGACAGGGACAGGGACAGGGACAGGGACCGGUCCCGGGGCAGGGACAGGUACGACGACCGCGACAGGGGGUACAAACGCGACAGGUCCUCGUCCCGGGGCAGGCGGGACGACAGGGACCGCGAUCGCAAGCGCCACCACGGGGACGACGGCGCGUACCCGCCGCCUCCGCCCAACGGCGCCGCCGCCGCGGACGACGACGAAGAUAAGGAGGACGGAGAGCUCUGA